AUGGGUUGGUUUUCCUCGUCUCCUACGCCCGCGCAACCUGCUGCAGUCACGCAACCGUCGACGCCCGAGAAUCUCGCCUGCGAGCUCAAACCCGCGUCGACGGCGGUGAAGACGGAGAAAGUCAAGCCGUGCUGCGUGUGCAAAGACGAGAAGUCGCGGCGGGACGAGUGCAUGCUCUUCUCCCGCGCCGACGAUCCGCAGGAAGACUGCAAGAGCCUGGUCAUGCAAUAUAAGGACUGCAUGGCUGGGUAUGGCUUCAAGAUAUGA
This is a messenger RNA of Fonsecaea erecta, 267 nucleotides long. Its product is annotated as Cytochrome c oxidase copper chaperone. Bases 1 to 267 code for a protein of 88 amino acids. Gene Ontology annotation, cellular component: mitochondrial intermembrane space. Gene Ontology annotation, biological process: mitochondrial respiratory chain complex IV assembly. Lineage: Eukaryota; Fungi; Ascomycota; Eurotiomycetes; Chaetothyriales; Herpotrichiellaceae. The transcript has 3 exons. The record is from RefSeq and is a predicted model, not a curated record. Gene Ontology annotation, molecular function: copper ion binding; copper chaperone activity.